Messenger RNA from Racocetra fulgida, 209 nucleotides. NCBI's taxonomy places the organism in Eukaryota, Fungi, Glomeromycota, Glomeromycetes, Diversisporales, Gigasporaceae. The record is from the annotation of a GenBank genome assembly.
AAAGAUAUACUGAAGAUGAAUAUGAAGAUGAAUCCAGUAUUUUAUUUGUAAUUAAAAAUGCUGAAGGCAGCAGUGAUUUAGGAGAUGAGCCUGAAUGUCGUAAUUCAGAUGAUGAGCUUGAGGAUAGUUCUCUAAAAGAAAUAAAUACUAAGCAGACUUUCACAUCUUUUAAGAUGCUUGAGCAAUAUCUGAAACAUUAUUUUACCUAA